AUGUUUGUGGUUUGUUUUUUUUUAAAUUUUGCAGUGAAAAUGAGGAGUUUAUAUAUUUUUAUUGCUGUCCUGUUCAUCCCGUGGACUUUUUCUUUGGCAAAGUAUGAUGAUUUUGAGGAUGGAGAUGAUAUUAUGGAAUAUGAUGAUAAUGACUUUGCUGAAUUUGAAGAUGUUAAUGAAGAUGCAGUCACAGAAUCUCCUCAGAGGAUCAUCACUACAGAGGAUGAUGAAGAAGAAGCCACUGUAGAGCUUGAAGGUCAGGAUGAGAAUCAGGAAGACUUUGAUGACACAGAUGCACAGGAAGGUGAUACUGAGAGUGAACCAUAUGAUGAUGAGGAGUUUGAAGGGUAUGAAGAGAAACCAGAUGCAUCUUCUAGCAAAAAUAAAGACCCCAUAACAAUAGUUAAUGUCCCUGCUCACCUUCAAAACAGCUGGGAGAGUUACUACAUGGAGAUCCUGAUGGUAACAGGUCUUCUUGCUUACAUCAUGAAUUACAUCAUUGGGAAGAACAAAAACAACCGCCUGGCUCACGCCUGGUUCAACACCCACAGGGAGCUGCUGGAAAGUAACUUUGCUCUUGUUGGGGAUGAUGGCACUAAUAAGGAAGCUACAAGCACUGGGAAACUAAAUCAGGAAAAUGAACACAUCUAUAACUUGUGGUGCUCUGGAAGGGUCUGCUGUGAAGGAAUGCUCAUCCAGCUAAAGUUCCUCAAGAGACAAGACCUGCUGAAUGUUCUUGCACGCAUGAUGAGACCAGCUUCUGACCAAGUGCAAAUAAAAGUAACAAUGAAUGAUGAAGAUAUGGACACCUAUGUGUUUGCUGUUGGAACCAGAAAAGCACUAGUGAGACUCCAGAAGGAGAUGCAGGACCUGAGUGAGUUCUGCAGUGAUAAACCCAAGUCUGGUGCAAAAUACGGGCUUCCAGAUUCCUUGGCUAUCUUGUCAGAGAUGGGGGAGGUCACUGAGGGAAUGAUGGAUGCUAAGAUGGUCCAUUUCCUCACACACUACGCUGACAAGAUCGAGUCCGUCCAAUUCUCGGACCAGUUCUCCGGUCCAAAACUUAUGCAAGAGGAGGGGCAGCUUACAAAGCUACCUGAAACUAAAAAGACUCUUUUGUUUACAUUUAAUGUGCCUGGUUUGGGCAACACUUCCCCAAAGGACAUGGAGUCUUUGCUGCCUCUGAUGAGCAUGGUUAUCUACUCCAUUGACAAGGCAAAGAAGUUCAGACUGAACAGAGAAGGUAAACAGAAAGCUGACAAGAACAGGGCUCGUGUGGAAGAGAACUUCCUGAAGCUGACUCAUGUGCAGAGGCAGGAGGCUGCCCAGUCCCGCCGCGAGGAGAAGAAACGGGCAGAGAAGGAGCGGAUCAUGAACGAAGAGGAUCCCGAAAAGCAGCGUCGGCUGGAGGAAGCUGCUCUGCGGCGUGAGCAGAAGAAACUUGAGAAGAAGCAGAUGAAGAUGAAGCAGAUCAAAGUAAAAGCGAUGUGAGAAGCGUCCCGGUGCCACCUGCAGGGUUUUAAUUCACAGGGUACAAAGACCCAGUUAACUCCAUAAUACUACACUUUUUUUGAACACUAGCAGCCAUUCAGAGAAAUGCUCCUUGCAUUGGUGUUACUUAUUUAAGUGUUACAGCAACAUGCAGGUCUGUAGAGAGCUUUGUCUGGGCAGUUUUACUCCAGGUGGUAUCGAUUUUUUGCUACUUGUCUGUUUAAAAAAAAAAAU
Chaetura pelagica (chimney swift) is the source of this 1722-nucleotide messenger RNA. RefSeq names its product coiled-coil domain containing 47 (gene CCDC47). The record is from RefSeq and is a predicted model, not a curated record. Gene Ontology annotation, biological process: endoplasmic reticulum calcium ion homeostasis. The transcript has 12 exons. Lineage: Eukaryota; Metazoa; Chordata; Aves; Apodiformes; Apodidae. Gene Ontology annotation, molecular function: calcium ion binding. Bases 1 to 1488 code for a protein of 495 amino acids. Gene Ontology annotation, cellular component: endoplasmic reticulum.